Messenger RNA from Capronia coronata CBS 617.96, 2277 nucleotides. RefSeq lists its product as uncharacterized. The record is from RefSeq and is a predicted model, not a curated record. The transcript has a single exon. Bases 1 to 2277 code for a protein of 758 amino acids. NCBI's taxonomy places the organism in Eukaryota, Fungi, Ascomycota, Eurotiomycetes, Chaetothyriales, Herpotrichiellaceae.
AUGCAAAGCUUACUAAAGAUGUUCAACCUCUCCAACGCUCCCACAGUUCCACUCGACGAGGAAGAACUCAGCGGGGAAGCGGAUGAGCCUCCAGACGAUCAAAUAUGCCCUUUGAAUACACAGUUUUCUCGAGACGGGUCGUAUAGCAGAUCGAUGGCUCGUACAAACUCCCAUCGCGAGUCAUUACUGACUCGUGCCAUCAUGGCCGAGUCGAAGACGGAAGAACCCCCAACACUGUCGACCACUGCAUCCCGUGGCCUCUCUACGACCUCAUCACGCAGUACCGGUAGCAUGGCAUCGACCGCGGAGUUGACCAGCGAUGGCGACGCUACAAGUCCCUCCCGUUCGGCAACACCAAGUCCACCCCCUCCUCCUGGCCACUACACGCGUUUCUUCGAUUCGAAUAAAGAGGUUACGCCGACUUCAAAGGUGGUGAUUGCUCCAAUGACAAAAGAUGACAAGCCAGCCGUGGCGGACGUCGGCGAGGCUGCAAUUGAGAAGACGCUUGGACGUAAACGUUGCAUCAUGUUCGCCUGUGGAGGCACUGAUACCGAAAAGAGCAGAGACAACAUCUCGCCGGUAGAGCCACCAGUCGAGUGGGAAGUGCCAAAGAGGAAAUGCAUGUUGACGUUUGCCUGCCCCACGAAGACCAACUCCAACGAACAUAAGCCUCUACCGUCCAAACUUCGCGUCGAGCAGAAGGCCUCGCGCCGUCCGUCUCCAGCACCAGCCGCGAUACGCAAGUCCGCCUCGGGGUCUGCGGAUCUCUCUGGCCGAUCGGUCGAAACAGCCAAACCAUCCUCUCCUUAUCGACUUCGGCCGAAUCCACCAGUACAAAAAGUGUCGUUCCAUGAGUUUGGCAGUUCCCAUGACGAGACGGAUGCCUGGGUUGAUAAACCGAGUACUCACAAGACCAGACUCACACUAGACGAUUGCAUGCAAAAGGAGUUGCGCAUUCGGGAUAUUGGCAGGGAGGCAGAGGAAGAGGCAGAGGAGGAAGAACGCGAGCAGGAAGAGCUUGAAGCCGAGCUUGAGGACAAUGACAACGAAGACGACUUUGCACCCUCGGACAAUGACUCGGCAUCCGAUGGGGGCAACGAGUCUGAUGACGAAGGGGGUUUUGCAAGUUCGGAUGAUGAAAGUGAUGCGGGCUCUGAAUAUCAAUUCUGGGCGCCGUCGGCCAACAUUGCACGAGGAAGCAUGGAACAUAUGCAUCUCCGUCACUUCAGCUCUCGUCAGCAAUCACCCGCGAGUUCGAUCGAGUCCAUGACCCACUCAACAAGCCCUCCUCUUCACUUUCGCAGCUGGCAGGUGCGUCGAAGUCGGAGGCAGCCCCUCAAGGUGCCGAGGUUGCGACCCGGUACUCCGGAGCUGCCAGAUAGCACGGAUUUCGUCUGCGGCACUCUUGAUGAGGAUCGACCAUUGGAGGCGGCAUACAUAUCGUGCCGUGAACAGAAGAAACGCGCGAAACAUAUUCCGAUUCCGCAGGAUAUUGACCCGAGCUUUCCUACCACGGACCCUGAUGAGGAGCAGGAUGAGUGUGACGACCAAGACUUCGACGGGAUGCAAGAUAGCUCCAGUGACGCUCCCUGGCUCAAGGACCAAUUCACCGUCUUUGAUAAUGAGGCCCGUGGACGCCGCAAGUCGCCAGUCCUGUCGCCUCAGCAUCAUUCCCCUCCGAGUCACGUCACAAUCGUUGCAAGACCAGAGCAUCGUCGCGCAAUCCAUCGUUCGCCGCCGCCACCAAAGCAUAUCAUUGCACGAUCUCCUCCGCCACCUCGGAAGCUUUUUGGUCAAUCUCCUACGAGGUUCCGGUCACCACCUCCACCUGCCCGCCUCCGGUCUCCUCGAGGAUCGCCCACACAUGUGAACAUUCCAUCGCGGAUGGGUACCAGAGGUCUUGGUCAGCGGCCAACAAUGGAACGCACUGCAUCUCUUCCAGAUACUCCGAACCCCUUCUUCCGGAACUUCAACAUCGGAAGUCCUUCCAUUUCCAACAUUGCCUCUGGGGCUGUGACUCCCAUGGUUGAGGGCCCUCCUCGUUUAGACAUGCAUGUACGUGGACCUGUCGACAUCGUCAUGGGGCUGGAGAAGAAACGCCAGAAACGGAAAGAGAAAUUCCUGCGCCAGCAUUGCCGCAAGGUCAGAGAACAAACAGAACGAAGACCCACCCGCGGCCGGGGCGCCGAACGGAUGAAGGAACUCGGUCUGGAGUGUGCCGAACGAUUGAAGGGUUACGGCAUCGGCCAGCAGACUCAGCUGGUGCUUUCGCUCUAG